UUUUCCCUUCAAUUUCAUCAAUGUUUCAUUCGCGACUUCUUUUGGGGAAGAAUUUAAGGAAGCUUUGCGCUGGCAAAGAAAUUCGGUGCACAGGUCUAAUUCAACUCAUCAUUCGCAUUUUCCAAUACUUGAUUUUGUGGAAAAUGUUGUUAUGUUCAGUUUAUGAGGAACGAUUUGUUGAAUUUGCAAAGCAUCAAGUGAAGUGCAAUUUUUCUAUAUGUUGUUAUGUUUAUGGAAUUAAUUUUGAUGAAGAAAAUUCCAUAUCUUAGGCAUUCCGUUAAUGUUGAUGAUAUGUUCGUGUAUGUGGAACAAUUUUUUGCAUUCUUCAUUACAUCAAAUGAAGUGCAUUUUAUUUAUUUUUGUAUUAGUAUUGAUUCUAUCACUGUAUUCAUCCAAAGUUGGUGUAUCUCGUGGCUUGUAUUGCUAACGCUGAUAAAUGGUUUUGGUUCCAGCAAAAAUUGACAAACCAUAUGAAACUAUUGGACUUGGUAUUAAUGAGAAAAAAUUGAAAUUGGGGAAUUACUAAGUUCUAACUUCCAAAAAAUAUAGGUUUUUUUUGGACGGAUGGAGUGAUAAAUUGCUUGAUUGUCAUGGGAAAUUAUUUGAUUCAUUCUUCCAGUUUGAUAUUUAUACUUUUUAAUUUUAAGUAUUUCUUCAAAUUUAGAUCUCUUAUGAUUGGAUUUUACUAUCCUGUGAUCUAUAUGUAGGCAUGUUCUAUUAAUCUUGUUAUCUCUGGCUACUAUAUCUUUUAAUACUAGAAAAUUUGAUCCUCAUUUCUCCCCUUUGCAGCUUUCCACAAUGCCCAUUCCAAGCGAACUGUUCCCUGCAGAAGGCAAGCUGUCUCUUCGCUGUUUAUAUGUGUGUGUUUGUUUUUUCUACGAGAUUAUCUAGCGUGCAUGGAGAGAAGCCAUCAGCGGAGUAUGCCAAGUUGAGGAAGGAAUCACUUGAAAGUGAAUUCGGAAAUGCACUUACUUCUAGGUCCAAACGUCUCUCCAUGUACUUCAGUUUUGGUCCAUUCUUGGCAUUGUAUAGAGCAGCAUAUAUUUCGUACGAGGUGUUCAAGCUUACUUUGGGGCAUUUUUUUGUUCACGACAUUAAAAAGCGUUCAGAAAAGUUUUGUGAUACCCUCAUCCGAUUGGGUCCUUUUUAUAUUAAGCUUGGACAGGCUCUCAGCACAAGACCAGAUAUAUUACCUUCUGUAUAUUGUAAUGAACUUGCUAAACUACAGGAUCAAAUACCCCCAUUUCCAACUAAGGUUGCCAUUCGUUCUAUUGAAUCUCAGUUGGGUGUUCCUAUUUCACAAAUUUUUUCAGACAUCAGCCCAGAGCCUGUUGCUGCAGCAUCUUUAGGACAAGUGUAUAAAGCUCAUCUGCAUACAGGGGAGCUAGUAGCUGUAAAAGUUCAAAGGCCUGGUAUGUCACUUUCUUUGACCCUCGAUGCCUUGUUAUUUAACAUGAUUGGGGGCCAAUUAAAGCGAUUUGCCAAAGCAAGGAAGGAUAUAAUAGUAGCAGUUAAUGAAACGGUCAGGCACAUGUUUGAAGAAAUUGAUUACAUUCUUGAGGGACAAAAUGCUGAGCGAUUUGCUUCUCUCUAUGGUUUCAGCUCCUCUCAACAGGAAAAAACCUACCCAAAGGAAAACUGCGUUAAAGUUCCAAAGAUAUACUGGAACUUUACCCGAAGAGCUGUGCUUACAAUGGAAUGGAUUGAUGGUAUUAAGCUUAAUGAUGAAGCUGCAUUGAAGAAGGCCUCUUUAAACCGAAAAGAACUAAUAGAUAGGGGGUUGUACUGCUCCUUGAUGCAAUUACUUGAGGUGGGGUUUUUCCAUGCUGAUCCUCAUCCCGGAAACCUUGUUGCUACCAAGGAGGGGGCUCUUGCUUACUUCGACUUUGGGAUGAUGGGGGAUAUACCGCGCCACUACCGUGUUGGACUUAUCCAAGUGCUUGUACACUUCGUCAAUCGGGACUCUCUGGGUUUGGCCAAUGAUUUUCUCAUGCUGGGAUUUAUUCCUGAAGGGGUUGAUAUGCUGGCAGUUUCGGAUGCACUUAAAGCAUCCUUUGGUGAUGGCACCAGACAAUCCCAAGAUUUCCAGGCGAUAAUGAACCAACUUUAUGAUGUUAUGUAUGAGUUCAACUUCUCUCUUCCGCCGGAUUAUGCCUUGGUGAUAAGAGCACUGGGAUCACUUGAAGGGACAGCAAAAACAUUGGAUCCAGAAUUCAAAGUUGUCGAAAGUGCAUACCCUUUCGUCAUUGGAAGACUACUAGCAGACCCCAGUCCUGACAUGAGGAAAAUAUUGAGAGAACUCCUUAUCCGUAAUGAUGGUUCCAUAAGAUGGAAUCGGCUAGAACGGCUGGUAGCAGCGAUAUCCGAGCAGCCCUCUGAGACAGAUGGGGAAGUUGACGAUACUCAUAAAUCAUCUUCAAAUCCACUGGAGUGGAAGUCGUUUGACAUGCAUGCUGUUGUUUCUGCUACGGAAGAUCUUUUCAAGUUUAUCUUGUCCGAGAAGGGUUUCAGGGUUCGUCUUUUUAUCGUUCGUGAUAUAGUAAAAGUGGCAGAUAUUUUUCUUCAGGAUGAAGUUACUUCUUCCAUGUUCGAUGAGAACCAACCAAGACAGACGGUGGAAUCCGAGGGGGAAGCUACUCUCAAAAGGGUGGUUAACGGAUUCGGGUACUUUUGGCAAGCUGUGAAAUUAGCACCCGAUGUAUGGGCGGCUAUGCUAAUUCGCAUGGCAUUGAACCCAGAGGUUCACAGAUUUUAUUACGACAUCAUUUCCGCUUUGUUCAUGCAUUCUAGCCGCAGAGUUCCGGACACAUUCUGGAUUUCGGUAUCCAGGCUUCUGCACAAAUUGGUGAAACUUAGGAAUUCCAGUUAUUAAGCUUUUUACAUCAUCAUAACUUCAAAGGGGAAAUUCACAUAUGCAUACAACUCUUAUGGUAAAUUGUAUAGGAAUCAUUUGACCAUUGUGACCCUAGAAAUGGAUUUUGUUGAAGAGGUGAUUAGAGAGAUUGAUGGCUAUUUAGUCAUUUGAAACAAUCUUGUGUUUUAGAAGAAAUACGAAGAGGGAUAAUAAGGUUGUAAAAUUUGAUUUUGUAACCAAUGAAACGACUCCUAUAUAUAGGGUAAUUUACAUGUGAAUCUUGUGCAUUAAGAGGUUGUACCUCAUGUUUACAAUCUUGUAUUUGGUUGUGUUACAGUUUGUUUAAAGAAAAUACAAAAUAAAAUGAAAGAAUUUAAAUUAUCGGAUUUAAGAAAAAUAAAAAAAAGGUUUUUUUUCUUGUUCGAACGAUCCGAUUAAAACAAUGGUGAAACCGUAGAAAUGGCAAAAACCGGUCGAGGGCCGGGCUGGGUCCAAAUUGGUC
Cynara cardunculus var. scolymus (artichoke) is the source of this 3356-nucleotide messenger RNA. RefSeq lists its product as uncharacterized. The transcript is spliced from 13 exons. The record is from RefSeq and is a predicted model, not a curated record. The coding region runs from base 857 to 2872 and encodes 671 amino acids. NCBI's taxonomy places the organism in Eukaryota, Viridiplantae, Streptophyta, Magnoliopsida, Asterales, Asteraceae.